GGGAGGAGACGCCCCCCUGCGCCACCUCUGCCCGGCGUCCAGCCCGGGAGACCGGAGCUUUGUGGUGUGCUCGGUACCGCCGGGGGUAUGGAUUCGGUCCCACAUUUUGCCCGCUGAUCGUUUGCCUGUUGCUCUUGUCCCCAUCCCGUCCUGCGCUCCAGGAGGGGCCGUCUUUCUCGCAGGUGAUGAAUUUCUCUGCAAGGUCAUUGCUCCCUUAGGCUCUGGCUUUGAAGAUUGAUCCUUCAGAGGAAUCGUCCCUGACUCCGUCCCUACACUGAGCUAAAACUGCUUCCCAGGUGGAACACUGUUCCGGGGAGAGCACUGAGGAUUUCCUGAAGAAGAAUUCCAUGGGGACUGUACCUGACCCUUUGAGAUCAGCUAAAACUUCCUUGAUCACAGCUUCUGGAAAAGAAGAGGAUUUAGGAGAAGUGCAGCCUGCCUCCCCUCGGUCUCCACCAGCCGUCUUGUGUGAGAACACCAAUGGCCUUUCCAGCACUCCUGCAGAGCCAGACCUCAGCCCCAGUGCAGCUGCUGAGGUCCUGAUGCAGGCGUUUGAGCAUGAGACCACCCAGCCAGACAUGUCUUCUCCUGGUGUCUUCAAUGAGGUGGAAAAAGUGUCUCCUCCAUGCAGUUCUGACAAUACCCAGCUGCCAGGAAGCAGUGAGCCCACAGCACCAGCCCCAUGUUCUGCAGCAGGAAAGGAUCUCAUAGAUGAAGCAUUUACAAUGCCAGCCAACCAACACACCCACCAGGCGACCCCAAGUGACCAGCUCAAUGCCAGCUCCUUAUCAGGACCUGAAGAUACUCUGCUGAAAACACAGAGAACCUCGGAUGGGGAGAUUCUUGAAAAACCUGAAAAGUCACAUUGCCCUGUGGGAAGCACCCAGAGCAACAGCAAAGACCAAGUGCCCUGUGAUUUUUCUUCUCAAAAAACAAUCCAGGGAAUGCUGCAGACUGCAAAUACAGCAGCCAAGGUGUUCAGUCACUCCUCGUCUCCUGUAGGCCAACCCAAAGGAGCAAGGCCAGGAGCCAUAUGCGACUCCCAGACAAGGUCCUGUGACUCUCCCGCGAAAGAAGGAUGUUCAGGGAACAAACAGCCCUCAGCCACCACCUCAGACAGCCAGUCUGUGACUUCUGUGACACCUCAACCACCCCACCUCACUAGCAAAGUCUCCACACGUCCUCCAGAUCAGGUGUCAAGGUUCAAAGAAGCAAGUACAAUGACCAACGAAGCUGCAAGUGAGGUCACGGAAGCUCCCGACAGGGCUCGGCAAGAUGCUGGGGUGCAGGCAGUGGCAAGUGUGGAGAGCAGAUCGGUCUCCACCAGCCCCAGCAUCCUCGCUGCAUUCUUAAAGGACACCCCAAUUCCUGAGCGUUUGGAACAAGAGCAGCUGCAUGUCAUUUGCAAUGGCAGCGGCAGUGGGAGCCACAUGCUGGAGCUAUCUGACAACAUCCACUCCCCCCAAGGGUCAGGUCCGUGCCCCGGCAUCAUGCCAGAAGUGCACAUCCAGGCAGCUGCCGCUGUUUCCACAGCUCUCCAAGGGGAAUGCAAAUUGGUGAGCUUACCGAGGGAGGUCCUUAAGAUCUCAUCCAUCACCGUGGCAUCCGGUAAUACUCAGGAUCUGUGUAAGGAAGAUACAGGGUCUGCGGGAAUGACCCCAGCAAGGGAAGAGCCCACCUCUAAACAGCUUUCAGGUGUGACUUCUAGGUCCCUGAAAGCCAGCCCCACUGACCAGAUUUCUUUCAGUGCGGGAAGUCAAACCGAAACAAAUCAUGAAUUGAGGAAAGUUGAAACCAAGCUGUCUGAGUUUGCAGUGAAAACCACAGAUGGUCACGAAACAAACCCAGACUGCCAACUCUCUGACUCUUGUGGUCCUGCCAACAAAGCCGACCAGCCCGGGAGCCUAGAUCCCACUGACAAAGGAGAUGCAAGAGAGAAGCAGCCAGCAUCUCCUCAGAUAGUAAAACAAGAAUGUAGAGGCACCGGUAUCCUUGAUGCCGGGGCCAGGGCAGAGGCCAAAACCCUGCUGCUCAAUCCUAAAUCUCAAGAAAGUGGAGGCACUGGGUCAGCUGCUAGUCCUACGCCCUCCCCAGUGAGGAAGAACCAGGAGGGUUCGCUGGAGGAAAAUAGACAGACCAAGACAGCCACCAGCCUGAGCCUCCCAUCCGAUUCCAUGGGUGACUCCAGUCCAGGUUCUGGCAAGAGGACCCCUUCUCGCCUGGUCAAAGCCAGCCCACGGCGGGCCAGCCGAGUCAGCGAGUUCCUCAAGGAGCAAAAGUUAAAUGUGACCGCGGCUGCCGCCCAGGUGGGACUCACCCCAGGAGAGAAGAAAAAGCAGCUGGGCGCCGACUCCAAGCUGCAGUUGAAACAGUCCAAGCGUGUCAGGGACGUCGUGUGGGAUGAGCAGGGCAUGACCUGGGAAGUGUAUGGUGCCUCCCUGGACCCAGAGUCCCUGGGUAUCGCAAUCCAGAACCAUCUACAAAGACAAAUCAGGGAACAUGAGAAAUUAAUCAAAGCUCAAAACAGCCAGACCCGGAGAUCCAUUUCCUCAGAUACUUCUUCAAAUAAAAAGCUCAAAGGAAGGCAGCACAGUGUUUUACAGUCCAUGCUGCAGAACUUUCGACGCCCCAACUGCUGUGUUCGUCCUGCCCCUUCUUCUGUGCUAGACUGAAAGAGAAUGUGUAUGGGAACCCUUGUGUAUAUUUAUGGUAUUCCUAAGUGUCUCUAUUUGUCAAAGCUUACUUAGUUUUUGUUUUUUGUUUUUGUUUUUUGGUUUUUUUGGAGAGACCAGGAAGACAAGCAAGAAUCAACUAUUGGAAGUUGCUAUUAAGAAUUGUUGGGUCCUUUGAUUGGGGCUCCAUAAAUAAAAAUAUCAUUUCAAUUUGAAAGAAAGAACAAAAGAAAAGAAGAAAGCUCCACUGAAGGUUAAUGACCCUAAUUAAGAGGAAGUAACAUUCACUGGAUUUUUUAAUAUGAUGUUACUUAUAGAACUAGCACUAUCAUUAAAUACGUGUCACUUUGUAUUACUGCCUCGACAUAUCACACUGUGGCGUUUCCACUAAAAUCCCUGCUUAAUAUUAAAACUAGCAAAAAUACUGUUAUACUUUCUAGUCAUAUUGCAAUAAGAAUGCUAUUACCACACAGAAUUUAAGUAGACGAUAAGAACUAUAAUGUAAAACUGUGAAAUAAAUUCAACUUGCUCUUCAGCCAGAUGACAUUAAGGAAAAGCAUUUAAAUGCAUACAAUACCAAAUGAAUUAAUAUUUGUCAACAUCUGCAGAUAACUGUUUUGGUAAACCUUGUUAUAUCGUCAAUAAAUGUAAGAAAGUUAUGUUAGGAAAAUUAGCUGAGCUUUUGAAUAUGAAUACUGCCCACAUAAAACUUGAAUUUAUAUCUACAGAUUUUCCUGCACUGAAGGCAAGGGGCACCUCUAUGAUUCUGACGAGAUGAAAUUCUUAUUUCUUUAGAGGAAGUACAUGCAACUGAAUUCUUGGAAAGAGUCAUCAAGUUAUUAAGUAUACUAAAGUUUAUGUAGUACAGGUGUUCUCCAAAAACAUUCUGCUGAGUGUGUUAAGGUUUCUGUGUUGAAACCUUUUCUGUGUCAAAAAAAGGAAGUAACAAAAGCAAUGGGUCUAAUUUCAACUCCUAUAAACAGGAUGCAGUUUGUGUUUUCCUUUUGACUUGCUUGUGCAGUAGCUUCUAAUAGAAAAUGUAGUGAACACCAAAUAGAACACAAACUUCCUCAUGUUUUUGUAGGUAGACUAAUAUCAUCUAGUUGCUUAAAUUUCUCAUCUGUAGUAAAAAGGUAGCCUCUGUCAACUUACUGAUUUUAACAGAAACACCAUUGUGUCUCAUCCUUCAAACCUAGUAAAAAAAAAAAAAAAAAAAAAAAGAGGCCCUUACUAAAACCUGGUUUGAGCUUCCAGUGGG
Molecule: messenger RNA, 3930 nt
Organism: Herpailurus yagouaroundi (jaguarundi)
Lineage: Eukaryota; Metazoa; Chordata; Mammalia; Carnivora; Felidae
Gene: GPRIN3
Product: GPRIN family member 3
Exons: 2
Coding region: 348-2672 (774 amino acids)
Biological process (GO): neuron projection development
Cellular component (GO): plasma membrane
Source: RefSeq, a predicted model, not a curated record